GUUUAGAUGCAUUUGAUUCUAAUUUAUUAAAACUCCUUUUAAAUCGAAAACUUUAAAAGGAAGAACUUGUGUUUGCAGAACUAUUAAAUGCUUAUUAUUUGAGAGUUGCACAAAAUGAUGGCGUCAACUUUUGACAUGGAAGACACUGUGUUACACACGCCGAAGUUCGUUGAAACAAGUUUCGACUUCAGUUCUAUAUUCUCAUCCAAAGACCUCCAUGCGAGCAUGGAGAACAUACCAGAGCCUAUGGACAUUGGUCAGUGUAGUGUCCCACAGAAGACCUCCUCUUCCAUAUUUUCAGAAAACAUGGAAAGCAACAGCGUACCUGAUACCAUAGUUUCCAGCAGCGAAAGCAUUCCAGUAAAACUUCCUAACUACAAUCUCCGUCAGAGGUCCAUCAAAAAUCGAAUCGAAACUGAAAUCAGGAUAAGAAAAGUUCCAAGCAAGAAGCCCCCCAAACCAAAACAAAGACCAGCACCCCUGAGCAAAUACCGUCGCAAAACGGCGAACGCAAGGGAAAGGACUCGCAUGCAAGAACUCAACGACGCGUUCGAGAACUUGCGGAAAGUGGUGCCUCAGUUCCCGCGCAAAACUGGUGAUGACAACACCAAGCUCACUAAAAUCACAACACUGAAGCUGGCAGUCAAUUACAUCGCAGCUCUCUCACAGAUCCUAAAGCAGGCGGAUUCCAAUAAGAAUAGUGGAUCCAAUCCUAAUGAUAGGUUUGCUUCCGACAAUGCGUGUCCGAGUGUCGAUGCAAUAGACCCCAUGGACCUUUUGGGUGAUUGCCUCCUUGACAAUUCGUUCGAUCUCAUCCUAACUUCAGAUGGUGAUAGUCUGUCUCUUAGCGAGGACCUCAAUGUUUAGUGAUUGCUGUGCGAUAUUGAAUUCAAGACGUUUCUCGUACUGGAUGAACUUCUUCCCUGUCCUUUUCAACAGUUGAAAAUCGCUUCCAAUCAGUGCCCCUUUGAUAUAAAUGCCUAUCAGUUUGUCAUUUUU
Molecule: messenger RNA, 999 nt
Organism: Uloborus diversus
Lineage: Eukaryota; Metazoa; Arthropoda; Arachnida; Araneae; Uloboridae
Product: neurogenin-3-like
Exons: 2
Coding region: 115-867 (250 amino acids)
Molecular function (GO): protein dimerization activity
Source: RefSeq, a predicted model, not a curated record